Messenger RNA from Hansenula anomala, 2932 nucleotides. RefSeq names its product glucose-induced degradation complex subunit VID28 (gene VID28). Bases 89 to 2716 code for a protein of 875 amino acids. The record is from RefSeq and is a predicted model, not a curated record. The transcript has a single exon. Gene Ontology annotation, cellular component: GID complex. NCBI's taxonomy places the organism in Eukaryota, Fungi, Ascomycota, Saccharomycetes, Phaffomycetales, Wickerhamomycetaceae. Gene Ontology annotation, biological process: proteasome-mediated ubiquitin-dependent protein catabolic process.
AUCAAAGCAAUUCUAUAGUUGUCGAUAAAAGAAUAAUAGGUAAUUAAAUUCUGGAUAACUUGUUUGUGGUUGUGAUUGUUGCCUUAGAAUGUCUGUCAACCCAUUACUGUUGAAUGACUUCCAGGAUAAACCCCAUGCUGAACAAGAAUCAAUAUUACAAGAGAUAAGGUUAAGCAUUAUUGGUGAUGAAGAUGAAAAAUUGAUCUUAUUAAACUCUUCUAGCUCCACAGAGUUAUUCAAGCUGCUUGACAGAUAUGUUGUUGGUGAUGAAACGAAUUCUCAAAUAUUGGAACAUUUGCUAAUUAUCAUUUCCUCACUGUCUUAUUUGCCAAUUGCGCUACCAAAACUGAUUAAUGAAUAUCAUGUACUUAGUAAGUUGAUGGUCAUUUCAAAUUUAUUCAGUGAUAAUCAUGGUAUUCUCUCCAUCAUUUUCAAGUUGUUGUCAAACAUUCUAUCACUCAAACAUGACUUGAAUUUGGAACUUAACACAUCCGAAGGCUAUUCUUUUAAAAACUUGUUAUUCAAUAAAUUGGAAAGUGAUGCAACUGAUAAUUACAAAAUUGUGCAUGACAAUUCUUUAUUACUCAAUAUUUUCACAUUGAUCCCUCAUUUGAACCCUCUGGAGCUGAAAAAUCUUAUCAAUCCAAGUUUAAGAAUUUUAGAAAUUGUUUUAAACAAGCCAACAAAUUACUUGUUAUCCAAAUAUUCGAAUAAAAGAUUCUACUCAGGGUGCUUUGAUAGUUUAAUUGUUCCAAACUCGCCACCAUUAUUCUUGUUUUCCAAUUUGACAGGCCCUUUGCUAUAUUCAUUAUCACAUUUAUUGUAUUAUGACCAAGAAUCACUAAUGAAGACGUUCACAGAUUCAGCUGAUCAUACAAACGAUAUUGAGGAAUUGAACAAGAAGAAUAAAAUUGACAAGACUUUUAAUAAGAAUCUAUACUUCACAAUAUCUUCUUUAUUGAAAUCAAGUGAUUUUGAACUAAAAUUGUCUGCAAUUUCCAUCUUGAUUAAUUUUUCAUUAAAUUCUACACUUACUGAGGGUGAAAAAAAUAAAAAUGUUAGAAAGUUUCUACCAUAUUUGAUUCAAUUAAUUGAUUUAGAUGAAUCCAAUAAUUUGAUUGUGUUCAAAAGUGAGCUCAAAUUAUCAAGAAGGUUUAAUCCCUUUUAUAUCUUGUCCAAAUUAUGUUUGAAUUUUGAGUUUGUUAAUGACUACUUAUUGAACUGCAACAUCAUCAAGAAUUUCUGUGAAAUUAUCACCAAAUUUAAUAAUUCAGAUUUUGAUUCAUUAUCUUUACUGAAAUUAGAUAAUUUAUCUGAUUUAUUUUUGAUUUUAAGUUCAAUUACUUCAAAUAGUGAACCAAAUAGACAACUGAUCACUAAACAUGACUUGGCUCCUGCUAUUCAUAAGAUUUUGGAAUUCCAUUACAUGAAUUUGGUGAAAUAUUUGAAGGAUGAGGGAGAUGAGAUUACAAUAGAUGACAGUUUAGAGAAUGGUGCAUCACAAAACAUUGAAGAGUUAGUUAUUGCUUCAAACCAUCUAACAGUUUCAACUUGUUAUUUACUACGUUCAUUAUCAAGAAGUGUGUCAAUCCUGAGAACCUAUUUACAUGAAUCAAAUAUUGUGGAAAAUUUGUUGAAUAUCUUGAAAGUUUCAGAAGAUUCAUUACUUAAACUCAAAAAUAAGAAUUUUGUCAUCAUUAGGGCUGAGAUUUUGUUGAAAACAGUUAUAUUAUCAAUCAUUUCAAACCUAAUACUAGAUUUCAGUCCGUUAAGAAAUGAAUUAUUGAACAAGAAUUUGGUUGAUAUUGUUGCAGAUUUGUUAUUAACAACCACACAUAAUUCAAUCAGGGCCAAUUGUUUAUGGGUGUUCCGUCAUACUAUUUAUAAUGAAACUGUGAUGAAUAGAGAUAAAACAAUUGAAAGAGUUGGUAUUGAUAAUCUCAUUCAAUUUUGCAAUGAUGAUGAUUUGAUGAUCCAGGAACAAGCUUUUAACGUUUUCAGAAAUUUAUUAUGCCAAUCAAAAAUCCACGUCAAUAAGUUUUUGAACCAUUUCUUGGAUGAAAAUAAAGCUGAAAAUUAUUUUUUCAGAUUUCUAUAUGACAAAUUAUCAAAUAUAUCAGUUAAGGAUUCAAAAAAUGUUGGUGUUUUAGAAAGUAUGCUAUUCAUCUUGGUACACAUUGCAGCCAGUACUGAAGUCAAAAGAGAAUUGAUUGCGAAACAUGAGUUUUUAUUGGAAAAGGUUAAAGACGUACUUACAACUACCGAGAGUGAUGAAGUUAGACUUCCUUGUGUUUGGCUAGCUGUCAAUUUAACAUGGAUUGAAAACAUACAAGACCAAGAAAUUUAUAGAGGUGCAGCUGAUUCAUUUCUUCCAACAGGAGGACCUCAAUCUAGAUCUAACAAUUUUUUUGAAGACCAAGACGUUAUGGAUGAAGAUGAUGAUGAAGACGAAGAAGAGGAUGAAGAUGAUGACGAAGGCUUUGGAGAAACAAGACGUGUUUUAAGAUCUCAUGUUGCAUCUGGUAAUACUAGAGGUGGGUCUGAAUUUCAAAACUCCAAUGCAAACUACACAGACAAUGUUGUCAAAAGGGCUAAUAUAUUGAAUAGGCUUGGUUAUACUGAAGUUUUGUCAGGAUUCUCAGAUAGUGAUAACAUUGAUUUGAGAGAGAGAGCUAAAACUGCAGUGUUUAAUUUGAAUCACCUCAUCAAUAGGUAGUGUAUAUGACUUAACUAAUGAUUAUGAAAUUAUUUGAAACGUAGGUUGGUUAAGGCUUACAUUGGAUUACAGCGAUAGAGAAGAACUACAAGCUUAGGAUUACAGCAAUAGGGAAUGAUUACAAGCUUAGGAUUACACUGAUAGAGAUUAAUAUUUACAAUCUUAGGAUUACAAUGGUAGAGAAGAUUACAAGUUUAGGAUUACAGUAAUAGUGAA